This is a messenger RNA of Salarias fasciatus (jewelled blenny), 1795 nucleotides long. It is a transcript of the gene acaa2, whose product is annotated as acetyl-CoA acyltransferase 2. The transcript has 10 exons. Gene Ontology annotation, biological process: fatty acid beta-oxidation. The record is from RefSeq and is a predicted model, not a curated record. NCBI's taxonomy places the organism in Eukaryota, Metazoa, Chordata, Actinopteri, Blenniiformes, Blenniidae. Gene Ontology annotation, cellular component: mitochondrion. The coding region runs from base 142 to 1332 and encodes 396 amino acids. Gene Ontology annotation, molecular function: acetyl-CoA C-acetyltransferase activity.
AAAAGGUUGGAUGUGUGUGCUGGAUGUGGGUGAAAGGGCGCCGCUGCCCCAGAUUUUCUGCACCAGCCUUGACAGACAGCGAGACAGAAGUUCGAUCCUGACUUCGUUUGAAUCUGUUGGAUCAUCUGUGGAAUCACCAUCAUGUCACUGCUCAGAGGGGUAUUUAUUGUAGGUGCCAAGCGCACUCCGUUCGGUACCUAUGGCGGUGUCCUGAAGGAUCACAGUGCAACAGACCUGGCUGAGCACGCAGCUAAAGCCGCCCUCGCUGCAGGGGGCGUGGCUCCCGAGCUGGUCAACAGCGUGAUCGUGGGAAAUGUCAUGCAGAGCUCGGCUGAUGCAGCCUACAUUGCCCGUCAUGUAGGCCUGAGGUGUGGCGUUCCCAUCCCAGUGCCUGCUCUCACUGUCAACAGACUGUGUGGAUCUGGUUUCCAGUCCAUCAUCAAUGGUGCUCAAGAGAUCUGUCUCAAGGAAUCAGAGGUGGUGCUCUGUGGAGGGUCAGAGAGCAUGAGCCAAGCCCCAUAUGCAGUUCGCAACAUCCGAUUUGGAACAAAGUUUGGAUUCGAUCUCAAGCUCGAGGACACCUUAUGGGCAGGACUGACAGACCUGCACGUCAAAAUCCCAAUGGGCAUCACGGCAGAAAACCUGGCGGAGAAAUACCAGAUUACACGAGAAGACUGUGACAACUACGCAUACCAGACGCAACAAAAGUGGAAGGCAGCCCAUGAGGGUGGAUACUACACUGCUGAAAUCGCUCCCAUCGAUGUGAAAGCUAAGAAAGGCAAGGUGCCCAUGGCUCAGGAUGAGCACCCCCGCCCUCAGACCACACUGGAACAGAUGGCCAAACUGCCGACCGUCUUCAAGAAGGGAGGAACUGUUACUGCUGCCAAUGCAUCUGGUGUAUCUGACGGUGCUGCUGCUGUGGUAAUUGCAAGCGAGGACGCCCUGAAGGAACACAAGCUCACUCCAUUGGCCAGAAUUGUAGCCUAUCAUGUUUCUGGCUGUGACCCGAGCAUCAUGGGAAUCGGUCCUGUUCCUGCAAUCACAGAAGCUCUUAAAAAAGCUGGCCUCACUCUCAAUGACAUGGAUCUUGUGGAGGUGAAUGAAGCGUUCGCCCCUCAGUUCCUGGCUGUGUCCAAGUCUCUCGGACUGAACCCAGAGAAAACCAAUGUCAAUGGCGGAGCUAUCGCCAUCGGACAUCCACUCGGAGCUUCUGGAGCACGCAUCACUGCUCACUUGGUGCAUGAACUCAGACGGCGAGGAGGCAAGUACGCCGUUGGCUCCGCCUGUAUCGGCGGUGGCCAGGGCAUCGCCAUCAUCCUUGAGAAGUGCUGAUUGAAGAAACUGCAGUUGUCAAAAGAAUGCCCUGCGCAUAUCUCUAAUCUGUUGAAAAAAUAAUACUAGAAGGGAUGUUUUUGUUCACAGUUGUCCACAGCUGCACAGUUUUCUCUGGCUUCGAAGAAACUGAACUCAUCUGUACACUUUAACUUUUUUCUUAGUGAAUUAUUUCAGUUUUUCAGUAGAGCAUCGCCGGAAAACUUGUGAUGAUAAACAACUUGCCUUCGACUCACAAGUCACGUGCUCUUUGAUGCAAGAGAUAUGUCCACGUACCUGCCUGACAGAUUGUUAGGUUGUUUGAUGGUUGUAGAGUAGGGUAUGCUGAUGCUUGCCACAGAAUGUACUCUUAUCUCUCCAUCAGCAUAAAUAAUGUGACUGACCUGUGGUGGCUCCAACAACACAUUUUUUUACUGCUGUGUCAAACAAUCUAAAAAAAAUUGAAUAAAAGAAGAUCUCUUUU